Oncorhynchus mykiss (rainbow trout) is the source of this 3209-nucleotide messenger RNA. RefSeq names its product mitogen-activated protein kinase kinase kinase 20. The record is from RefSeq and is a predicted model, not a curated record. Gene Ontology annotation, molecular function: MAP kinase kinase kinase activity; ATP binding; protein binding. NCBI's taxonomy places the organism in Eukaryota, Metazoa, Chordata, Actinopteri, Salmoniformes, Salmonidae. Gene Ontology annotation, biological process: protein phosphorylation. Gene Ontology annotation, cellular component: cytoplasm.
ACGGUGCCACUCCGGGCAGGCAUAGCCAAUGGCACAGAGGCUUCCCUGGGGUACUGUUAGCAGCACAUCCAGUCACACACUCUCUAAUGAUGUGCUCUAGUGUACAGCUGUUCUUUUAGUGUGCCACCGGCGCAGGACUUUUACUUGAGGAAUCAGAGGGGUCUUUUUUUGGGGAACAAACCUGAGACAUAUUUGAGCGUUGGUUCUAAAAGAAAAAAACAGUUUUAGUGAACUGUGCCUCUUCUUCUUCCUCCUCCACUGUCUCCUUCCCUGUGGUCCUCCAGACAGACAGACGUCGAGUUGGGUCCGAGUGUCAUUAUGAGAUGUCGUCUCUCAGCGCCUCCUUCGUGCAAAUCAGGUUUGAUGACAUCCACUUCUACGAGAACUGCGGCGGCGGCAGCUUCGGGAGCGUGUACCGAGCCAGGUGGAUCUCUCAGGACAAAGAGGUGGCGGUGAAAAAGCUACUCAAGAUCGAAAAUGAGGCUGAAAUCCUCAGUGUGCUCAGCCAUCGCAACAUCAUUCAGUUCUAUGGGGCGAUCCUUGAAGCACCCAACUAUGGAAUCGUCACCGAAUAUGCUGGUGGAGGGUCCCUGUAUGACUACCUGUCCAGUGCAGAGAGUGAGGAGAUGGACCUGGGACAGGUUAUGACUUGGGCCAUGGAGAUUGCCAAAGGCAUGCACUAUUUACACUCAGAGGCCCCGGUCAAGGUUAUCCACAGGGAUCUGAAGUCCAGGAAUGUGGUUGUGACGGCAGACAAAGUUCUUAAGAUCUGUGAUUUUGGGGCAUCCCGGUUCCACUCCCACACCACACACAUGUCCCUGGUAGGCACGUUCCCCUGGAUGGCCCCAGAAGUCAUCCAGAGCCUGCCCGUGUCUGAGACCUGUGACACCUACUCCUACGGUGUGGUUCUGUGGGAGAUGCUCACCCGGGAGAUUCCCUUUAAAGGCCUGGAGGGAUUACAAGUCGCCUGGCUGGUGGUGGAGAAGAGUGAGAGAUUAACCAUUCCCAGUAGCUGCCCAACUAGUUUCGCUGAGCUGAUGAGGAAGUGCUGGGUGACUGAGCCAAAGGAAAGACCCAUGUUCAAACAUAUCCUUACAACCCUGGAGUCCAUGUCCAAUGACAGCAAGCUUCCUGAACAGUGCAACUCCUUCUUACACAACAAGGCUGAAUGGAGCUGUGAGAUUGAGGCCACACUGGAGAGACUGAAGAAGUUGGAGCGGGAUCUGAGCAGCAAAGAGCAGGAACUGAAGGAGAGAGAACGUCGCCUGAAGAUGUGGGAGCGCAAGCUCAUUGAGCAGUCCAACACCCCGCUGUUCCUACCCGUGGCGGCUCAGAUUAGCGCUGAGUCGUUCUAUGAGUCUAAGACGGAGGAGUCGAACAGUUCGGAGAUGACGUGUCAGAUCACAUCCUCCAGUAACGGGGAGGUGGAGGGGAUGAGACUGCAGGCCAUGAUGAAGGGCUUUGGGGACAUGUUUGCCUUGGACAUGGGGGGCCCCGUCCUGCACUCUGGCAUGCAGGUCAACAUGCAGGCCAAGCAGAACUCUUCCAAGUCCAGCAGUGUCAGAGAGGGCCGCAAAAUCCACACGGCCUUGGGGAUGUCAGACUUCAACUGGUCAGACGACAGUGAUUAGAGCGAACUGAUUGGUCCAGCUAUGUAUGGGCCACUCAGUAGCGUCUGUCAAUCAAUCCUUUUGACCUGUGUCAAAACUGUGAUCUUGCGGCAAGCUCCCAUGCAUAUUCCUUCUCACGUCACUGGUGUUAGGGACACAAGCCACAUUAGAUAAUUCAUUACUAAUAGUUUUUGUAGCGAUCCAUUUUAUUUUGCAUACAUACUUUUUUUAAACGCUGUAUGAACAUAAUGUAUUAGAAGCCUUUCGCCUACAUGGCCCUUACGGGUGUCAUUUAUGCCUAAUGUACUGGAUGUAUAGUGCCAUGCUGUGAAGAAAGAGCCAUGUGAGCAAGUUGCAAGGAGGAGGCAAAGCUUUUAUGAUGGAAGUGACAUUUUGCUGACAUUAAGAGUGGCCAAUUUUGUUCUGUAUGUGGUGGAGCGUAGUUGCUGUGAUUAAGUGUCUCACCAGGAUGAGAAAGAACAUGUUUCCCUCAGCUGACCCAGACUGGUGUCAGCAGGAGAGAGAGAGAGAGAGAGAGAGAGAGCGAGAGAGAGGAAGUUUCCUGAUAGCACUGUUCAACUACGGACUUCCCUGUUCCUUUUUUCUCUAUACACUGUCAGGAAUCUUUGGAUUUUAGGCCCACAUACUAUGGCUUAGUGGUGUAAAGUGCACUGUAGGUGUCUGUGUCUAUCUAUGUGGGGCCCCAGUAAAGUCUUGGUUCAUGUGCUGGUUGAAAGAAGCACGUUACAGAUGCAUAUCAUCAAGAUGUUUAUGAGGUGUGUCGUAGACCUUAGACUUCCACACCUUGACAGGACUAAGUUCUCACAGACAAGGGCAACUGUAUACGACCUUCAGUCACUUAAUUCAGUGGCAAAAGCCCUGCCGUGUGCUGGAAUCAUUUCGUUAAAUCAAAUGAUAUGUGAAGUAAAAAAAAAAAAGAAUCAGUAUUUCAUUGGAGAGAGGAUGUGAAAUACUGUUUUUAGAGGGCUUCUCUAAGCUAAAGGUGAUCUACCAGCUCAAUAUGUUUGCAUCUGCACCAACAGUUUUGACCACAGGCCAACGUGUGUUUAACAACCCCCAAAGCGAGCCUAUUAAAGCUCACUAAAUGUGUCAUCACUAAAUGCCCUGUAAAUUAUGCUAGGAGCUCUUCUCUUCUAAACAUAGCCAAUAUGAAGGAUCUUUCUGUUUGACUCCCAACAGCUUGGACCUAGGCCCUGCAGCUUGGACUUCUUUCUACUUAGUUGAUGUAUGUUUUUUAUAUACUGUUGUGUAAUUAUUAAACCUAGACUGAAACAUCAUCCAUUAACAGGCUAUAACCAACCGAUACACUACCUUGUGUGAAAGUCAACCACUUUGUAAGGUAUUUUCUAGACAUCUAAUGCCCAGAGUUGCAAUAUGAUCUAUGCAAACUACAUCACCUUGGAUUAGUCAAAUUCCUUGGAUUAGUCGAAUAGUGUCUCUUUAAUGGCGUGCCAUAACUCUAUCAGACCGACCACUUUUUUGACGUGAACCUAUUUUGCUGCAGAAUUUCUCUACUGUUCCUUGUUUCUCAAUAAACAUUUUCUCAUUAAACAUUGAACUUCCUGCUUUGGUUCUUCA